Messenger RNA from Homo sapiens (human), 8366 nucleotides. It is a transcript of the gene SPATA7, whose product is annotated as spermatogenesis associated 7. Gene Ontology annotation, biological process: protein localization to photoreceptor connecting cilium; microtubule cytoskeleton organization; protein localization to photoreceptor outer segment. Gene Ontology annotation, cellular component: rod photoreceptor outer segment; cytoskeleton; photoreceptor distal connecting cilium. The transcript has 13 exons. NCBI's taxonomy places the organism in Eukaryota, Metazoa, Chordata, Mammalia, Primates, Hominidae. The record is from RefSeq and is a predicted model, not a curated record. The coding region runs from base 163 to 1500 and encodes 445 amino acids.
ACUGGACCCAGCCCUUAGCAACGGCCUGGCAACGGUUUCCCUGCUGCUGCAGCCCCCGUCGGCUCCUCUUUUCCAGUCCUCCACUGCCGGGGCUGGGCCCGGCCGCGGGAAGGACCGAAGGGGAUACAGCGUGUCCCUGCGGCGGCUGCAAGAGGACUAAGCAUGGAUGGCAGCCGGAGAGUCAGAGCAACCUCUGUCCUUCCCAGAUAUGGUCCACCGUGCCUAUUUAAAGGACACUUGAGCACCAAAAGUAAUGCUUUUUGCACUGACUCCUCUUCUCUCAGACUAAGCACUCUCCAGCUGGUCAAGAAUCACAUGGCUGUUCACUAUAAUAAAAUCCUUUCAGCCAAAGCUGCAGUAGACUGCUCGGUUCCAGUAAGCGUGAGUACCAGCAUAAAGUAUGCAGACCAACAACGAAGAGAGAAACUCAAAAAGGAAUUAGCACAAUGUGAAAAAGAGUUCAAAUUAACUAAAACUGCAAUGCGAGCCAAUUAUAAAAAUAAUUCCAAGUCACUUUUUAAUACCUUACAAAAGCCCUCAGGCGAACCGCAAAUUGAGGAUGACAUGUUAAAAGAAGAAAUGAAUGGAUUUUCAUCCUUUGCAAGGUCACUAGUACCCUCUUCAGAGAGACUACACCUAAGUCUACAUAAAUCCAGUAAAGUCAUCACAAAUGGUCCUGAGAAGAACUCCAGUUCCUCCCCGUCCAGUGUGGAUUAUGCAGCCUCCGGGCCCCGGAAACUGAGCUCUGGAGCCCUGUAUGGCAGAAGGCCCAGAAGCACAUUCCCAAAUUCCCACCGGUUUCAGUUAGUCAUUUCGAAAGCACCCAGUGGGGAUCUUUUGGAUAAACAUUCUGAACUCUUUUCUAACAAACAAUUGCCAUUCACUCCUCGCACUUUAAAAACAGAAGCAAAAUCUUUCCUGUCACAGUAUCGCUAUUAUACACCUGCCAAAAGAAAAAAGGAUUUUACAGAUCAACGGAUAGAAGCUGAAACCCAGACUGAAUUAAGCUUUAAAUCUGAGUUGGGGACAGCUGAGACUAAAAACAUGACAGAUUCAGAAAUGAACAUAAAGCAGGUAGCAUCUAAUUGUGUGACAUAUGAUGCCAAAGAAAAAAUAGCUCCUUUACCUUUAGAAGGGCAUGACUCAACAUGGGAUGAGAUUAAGGAUGAUGCUCUUCAGCAUUCCUCACCAAGGGCAAUGUGUCAGUAUUCCCUGAAGCCCCCUUCAACUCGUAAAAUCUACUCUGAUGAAGAAGAACUGUUGUAUCUGAGUUUCAUUGAAGAUGUAACAGAUGAAAUUUUGAAACUUGGUUUAUUUUCAAACAGGUUUUUAGAACGACUGUUCGAGCGACAUAUAAAACAAAAUAAACAUUUGGAGGAGGAAAAAAUGCGCCACCUGCUGCAUGUCCUGAAAGUAGACUUAGGCUGCACAUCGGAGGAAAACUCGAUUCCAGAUGCUGCUACUACUGGUCCGAAAACAACCCCACUGGAAGAUGAAUAAAGUGGACACAACAAAUAGCAUAUGUUCUACUAUAGAGGUGGCCACAUGAAGAGCUCUGCAAGCCCACUGUGAAAUUGAUAGCAAAUCUUUAUUCAAGUGUAUUAAUUGACCCACAAAUAUCCUGAUUAAUGAAGCUGGCUAGUUUGGCAAGAUGCAUUCUAACUCUUAAAGUGAUUGAUUACUGUGGAGAUGUGUGAUGACAGAUUGGCACCUACUAAGGAAACCUCUCUUGCCUGGUACAUUAUUAAAAAUAAUCCAGUGGGGAAAUAGGACUAAUUUAAUUACAUGCCUUUAUGCAGUAAGAUCCACAGUUGAAAAAUAGAGGCAGUAGCUUUAAUUGCACUGUAAUGUUCACACACAAAUCAUAUCUUGCUUGAAACAGUUUUAUGGCAAAAAUAGACCAUAUAUUGAUUUCACAUAUAUAACAUUUAACCCUUCAAGCCUUUUUGCCCAUUAAAUAUACACACCUUUACAAACCAAUAACAGUUUAGAAGAAUUAAGCUCUUCUGAUUAUAAACUUUUACAUUAUUGAUCAGACAGUAGCACAUAAAAUUGCUUUUUUUUUUAGUAUUUUACAUGAAUAAUUUUAUUUGUGCUUCAUGAAAACUCCAUUUAUCCCAUUUUUUAUUAUACUUUAAGUUUUAGGGUACAUGUGCACAAUGUGCAGGUUUGUUACAUAUGUAUACACGUGCCGUGUUGGUGUGCUGCACCCAUUAACUCAUCAUUUACAUUAGGUAUAUCUCCUAAUGCUAUCCCUCCCCCUCCCCCCACCCCACAACAGGCCCUGGUGUGUGAUGUUCCCCUUCCUGUGUCCAUGUGUUCUCAUUGUUCAGUUCCCACCUAUGAGUGAGAACAUGCAGUGUUUGGUUUUUUGUCCUUGCGAUAGUUUGCUGAGAAUGAUGGUUUCCAGCUUCAUCCAUGUCCCUACAAAGGACAUGAACUCAUCAUUUUUUAUGGCUGCAUAGUAUUCCAUGGUGUAUAUGUGCCACAUUUCCUUAAUCUAGUCUAUCAUUGAUGGACAUUUGGGUUGGUUCCAAGUCUUUGCUAUUAUGAAUAGUGCUGCAAUAAACAUGUGUGCAUGUGUCUUUAUAGCAGCAUGUUUUAUAAUCCUUUGGGUAUAUACCCAGUAAUGGGGUGGCUGGGUCAAAUGAUAUUUCUAGUUCUAGAUCCCUGAGGAAUCGCCACACUGACUUCCACAAUGGUUGAACUAGUUUACAGUCCCACCAACAGUGUAAAAGUGUUCCUAUUUCUCCACAUCCUCUCCAGCACCUGUUGUUUCCUGACUUUUUAAUGACUGCCAUUCUAACUGGUGUGAGAUGGUAUCUCAUUGUGGUUUUGAUUUGCAUUUCUCUGAUGGCCAGUGAUGAUGAGCAUUUUUUCAUGUGUCUUUUGGCUGCAUAAAUGUCUUCUUUUGAGAAGUGUCUGUUCAUAUCCUUCGCCCACUUGUUGAUGGGGUUGUUUGUUUUUUUCUUGUAAAUUUGUUAGAGUUCUUUGUAGAUUCUGGAUAUUAGCCCUUUGUCAGAUGAGUAGAUUGCAAAAAUUUUCUCCCAUUCUGUAGGUUGUCUGUUCACUCUGAUGGUAGUUUCUUUUGCUGUGCAGAAGCUCUUUAGUUUAAUUAGAUCCCAUUUGUCAAUUUUGGCUUUUGUUGCCAUUGCUUUUGGUGUUUUAGACAUGAAGUCCUUGCCCAUACCUAUGUCCUGAAAGGUAUUGCCUAGGUUUUCUUCUAGGGUUUUUACGGUUUUAGGUCUAACAUUUAAGUCUUUAGUCCAUCUUGAAUUAAUUUUUAUAUAAGGUGUAAGGAAGGGAUCCAGUUUCAGCUUUCUACAUAUGGCUAGCAAGGUUUCCCAGCACCAUUUAUUAAAUAGGGAAUGCUUUCCCCAUUUGUUGUUUUUGUCAGGUUUGUCAAAGAUCAGAUGGUUGUAGAUGUGUGGUAUUAUUUCUGAGGGCUCUGUUCUGUUCCAUUGGUCUAUAUCUCUGUUUUGGUACCAGUACCAUGCUGUUUUGGUUACUAUAGCCUUGUAGUAUAAUUUGAAGUCAGGUAACAUGAUGCCUCCAGCUUUGUUCUUUUGGCUUAGGAUUGUCUUGGCAAUGCGGGCCCUUUUUUGGUUCCAUAUGAACUUUAAAGUAGUUUUUUCCAGUUCUGUGAAGAAAGUCAUUGGUAGCUUGAUGAGGGUGGCAUUGAAUCUAUAAAUUACCUUGGGCACUAUGGCCAUUUUCAUGAUAUUGAUUCUUCCUAUCCAUGGGCAUGGAAUGUUCUUGCAUUUGUUUGUGUCUUCUUUUAUUUCAUUGAGCAGUGGUUUGUAGUUCUCCUUGAAGAGGUUCUUCACAUCCCUUGUAAGUUGGAUUCCUAGGUAUUUUAUUCUCUUUGAAGCAACUGUGAAUGGGAGUUCACUCAUGAUGUGGCUCUCUGUUCGUCUGUGAUUUGUGUAUAAGAAUGCUUGUGAUUUUUUGCACAUUGAUUUUGUAUCCAGAGACUUUGCUGAAGUUGCUUAUCAGCUUAAGGAGAUUUUGGGCUGAGACGAUGGGGUUUUUUAAAUAUACAAUCAUGUCAUCUGCACACAGGGACAAUUUGACUUCCUCUUUUCCUAAUUGAAUACCCUUUAUUUCUUUCUCCUGCCUAAUUGCCCUGGCCAGAACUUCCAACACUGUGUUGAAUAGGAGUGGUGAGAGAGGGCAUCUUUGUCUUGUGCCAGUUUUCAAAGGGAAUGCUUCCAGGUUUUGCCCAUUCAGUAUGAUAUUGGCUGUGGGUUUGUCAUAAAUAGCUCUUAUUAUUUUGAGAUACAUCCCAUCAAUACCUAAUUUAUUGAGAGUUUUUAGCAUGAAGGGCUGUUGAAUUUUCUCAAAGGCCUUUUCUGCAUCUAUUGAGAUAAUCAUGUGGUUUUUGUCUUUGGUUCUCUUUAUAUGCUGGAUUACAUUUAUUGAUUUGCAUAUGUUGAACCAGCCUUGCAUCCCAGGGAUGAAGCCCACUUGAUCAUGGUGGAUAAGCUUUUUGAUGUGCUGCUGGAUUCGGUUUGCCAGUAUUUUAUUGAGGAUUUUUGCAUCAAUGUUCAUCAGGGAUAUUGGUCUAAAAUUCUCUUUUUUUGUUGUGUCUUUGUCAGGCUUUGGUAUCAGGAUGAUGCUGGCCUCAUAAAAUGAGUUAGGGAGGAUUCCCUCUUUUUCUAUGGAUUGGAAUAGUUUCAGAAGGAAUGGUACCAGCUUCUUGUACCUCUAGUAGAAUUCGGCUGUGAAUCCAUCUGGUCCUGGACUUUUUUUGGUUGGUAGGCUAUUAAUUAUUGCCUCAAUUUCAGAUCCUGUUAUUGGUCUAUUCAGAGAUUCAACUUCUUCCUGGUUUAGUCUUGGGAGAGUGUAUGUGUCGAGGAAUUUAUCCAUUUCUUCUAGAUUUUCUAGUUUAUUUGCUUAGAGAUGUUUAUAGUAUUCUCUGAUGGUAGCUUGUAUUUCUGUGAGAUCAGUGGUGAUAUCCCCUUCAUCAUUUUUUUAUUGCCUCUAUUUGAUUCUCCCCUCUUUUCUUCUUUAUUAGUCUUGCUAGCAGUCUAUCAAUUUUGUUGAUCUUUUCAAAAAACGAGCCCCUGGAUUCAUUGAUUUUUUGAAGGGUUUUUUGUGUAUCUCCUUCAGUUGUGCUCUGAUCUUAGUUAUUUCUUGCCUUCUGCUAGCUUUUGAAUGUGUUUGCUCUUGCUUCUCUAGUUCUUUUAAUUGUGAUGUUAGGGUGUCAAUUUUACAUCUUUCCUGCUUUCUCUUAUGGGCAUUUAGUGCUAUAAAUUUCCCUCUACACACUGCUUUAAAUGUGUCCCAGAGAUUCUGGUAUGUUGUGUCUUUGUUCUCACUGGUUUCAAAGAACAUCUUUAUUUCUGCCUUAAUUUUGUUAUAUACCCAUUAGUCAUUCAGGAGAAGGUUGUUCAGUUUCCAUGUAGUUGAGCGGUUUUGAGUGAGUUUCUUAAUCCUGAGUUCUACUUUGAUUGCACUGUGGUCUGAGAGACAGUUUGUUAUAAUUUCUGUUCUUUUACAUUUGCUGAGGAGUGCUUUACUUCCAGCUAUGUGGUCAAUUUUGGAAUAAGGGCAAUGUGGUGCUGAGAAGAAUGUAUAUUCUGUUGAUUUGUGGUGGAGAGUUCUGUAGAUGUCUAUUAGGUCUGCUUGGUGCAGAGCUGAGUUCAAUUCCUGGAUAUCCUUGUUAACUUUCUGUCUCGUUUAUCUGUCUAAGGUUGACAGUGGGGUGUUAAAGUCUCCCAUUAUUAUUGUGUGGGAGUCUAAGUCUCUUUGUAAGUCUCUAAGGACUUGCUUUAUGAAUCUAGGUGCUCCUGUAUUGGGUGCAUAUAUGUUUAGGAUAAUUAGCUCUUCUUGUUGAAUUGAUCCCUUUACCAUUAUGUAAUGGCCUUGUCUCUUUUGAUCUUUGUUGGUUUAAAGUCUGUUUUAUCAGAGACUAGGAUUGCAACCCCUGCCUUUUUUUUCCAUUUGCUUGGUAGAUCUUCCUCCAUCCCUUUGUUUUGAGCCUAUGUGAGUCUCUGCAUGUGAGAUGGGUCUCCUGAAUACAGCACACUGAUGGGUCUUGACUCUUUAUCCGUUUUGCCAGUCUGUGUAUUUUAAUUGAAGCAUUUAGCCCAUUUACAUUUAAGGUUAAUAUUGUUAUGUGUGAACUUGAUCCUGUCAUUAUGAUGUUAGCUGGUUAUUUUGCUCAUUAGUUGAUGCAGUUUCUUCCUAGCAUUGAUGGUCUUUACAUUUUGGCAUGUUUUUGCAGUGGCUGGUACCAGUCGUUCCUUUCCAUGUUUACUGCUUCUUUCAGGAGCUCUUGUAGAGCAGGCCUGGUGGUGACAAAAUCUCUCAGCAUUUGCUUGUCUGUAAAGGAUUUUAUUUCUCCUUCACUUAUGAAGCUUAAUUUGGCUGGAUAUGAAAUUCUGGGUUGAAAAUUCGUUUAAGAAUGUUGAAUAUUGGCCCCCACUCUCUUCUGGCUUGUAGAGUUUCUGCUGAGAUUCGCCGUUAGUCUGAUGGUCUUCCCUUUGUGGGUAACCCGACCUUUCUCUCUGGCUGCCCUUAACAUUUUUUCCUUCAUUUCAACUUUGGUGAAUCUGACAAUUAUGUGUCUUGGAGUUGCUCUUCUCGAGGAUUAUCUUUAUGGCAUUCUCUGUAUUUCCUGAAUCUGAAUGUUGGCCUGCCUUGCUAGGUUGGGGAAGUUCUCCUGGAUAAUAUCCUGCAGAGUGUUUUCCAACUUGGUUCCAUUCUCCCCAUCACUUUCAGGUACACCAAUCAGACAUAAAUUUGGUCUUUUCACAUAGUCCCAUAUUUCUUGGAGGCUUUGUUCAUUUCCUUUUACUCUUUUUUCUCUAAACUUCUCUUCUUGCUUCAUUUCAUUCAUUUGAUCUUCAAUCACUGAUACCCUUUCUUCCAGUUGAUCGAAUCGGCUACUGAAGCUUGUGCAUUCAUCACGUAGUUCUCUUGCCAUGUUUUUCAGCUCCAUCAGGUCAUUUAAGGACUUCUCUACACUGUUUAUUCUAGUUCGCCAUUCAUCUAAUCUUUUUUCAAGGUUUUUAGCUUCUUUGCAGUGGGUUCAAACUUCCUCCUUUAGCUCAGAGAAGUUUGAUCGUCUGAAGCCUUCUUCUCUCAACUUGUCAAAGUCAUUCUCCAUCCAGCUUUGUUCCGUUGCUGGUAAGGAGCUGCGUUCCUUUGGAGGGGGAGAGGCGCUCUGAUUUUUAGAAUUUUCAGCUUUUCUGCUCUCUUUUUUCCCCAUCUUUGUGGUUUUAUCUAUCUCUGCUCUUUGAUGAUGGUGACGUACAGAUGGGGUUUUGAUGUGGAUGUCCUUUCUGUUUGUUAGUUUUCCUUCUAACAGUCAGGACCCUCAGCUGCAGGUCUGUUGGAGCUUGCUGGAGGUCCACUCCAGACCCUGUUUGCCUGGGUAUCAGCAGCAGAGGCUGCAGAACAGCACAUAUUGCUGAACAGCAAAUGUUGCUGCCUGAUCGUUCCUCUGGAAGCUUCAUCUCAGAGGGGCACCUGGCCAUGUGAGGUGUCAGUCUGCCCCUACUGGGAGGUGCCUCCCAGUUAGGCUACUCGGGGGUCAGGGACCCACUUGAGGGGGCAGUCUGUCCGUUCUCAGAUCUCAAACUCCUUUCUGGGAGAACCACUAUUCACUUCAAAGCUGUCAGACAGGGACAUUUAAGUCUGCAGAGGUUUCUGCUGCCUUUUGUUCGGCUAUGACCUGCCCCCAGAGGUGGAGUCUACAGAGGCAGGCAGGCCUCCUUGAGCUGUGGUGGGCUCCACCCAGUUCGAGCUUCCUGGCUGCUUUGUUUACCUACUCAAGCCUCAGCAAUGGUGGAUGCCCCUCCCCCAGCCUCGCUGCCAUCUUGCAGAUAGAUCUCAGACCGCUGUGCUAGCAGUGAGUGAGUAUCUGUGGGCGUGGGACCCUCCGAGCCAGGUGUGGGAUAUAAUCUCCUGGUGUGCCGUUUGCUAAGACCAUUGGAAAAGCUCAGUAUUUGGGUGGGAAUUACCUGAUUUUCCAGGUGCCAUCUGUUACCACUUCCCUUGGCUAGGAAAGGGAAUUCCCUGACCCCUUGCACUUCCCGGCUGAGGCGAUGCCUCACCCUGCUUUGGCUUACGCUCGGUGGGCUGCACCCACUGUCCUGCCCCCACUGUCCGACAAGCCCCGUGAGAUGAACCCGGUACCUCAGUUGGAAAUGCAGAAAUCACCUGUCUUCUGCGUCACUCGCGCUGGGAGCUGUAGACUGGAGCUGUUCCUAUUUGGCUAUCUUGGAACCGCAAACAGUAUGUUUUUCUUACAUUUUUUCCUUUACCUUUUUGUUUGACUUACAGGGGUUUAAGUAUUCUGUAUUAUCUUGUUUUUAUUAAACCUGUUCUAGAAAUAAACUUGUUGUCUCUGGAGAAUA